AUGAACAGAGCUGAGAUCGCGUUGUUUCGAGCAAAAUCAUACCUGCGGUGGAAUGCCCCGCCCUGGGGAAUGCUGAGUAUUUUCGAUAGACAAACAUUCGGGCACCAGCCUGGUGGUGUUGCCAACACUCCGAACGCCAUGCCUGCUGGGCUUCCCUUUACCAAGAGUUCUUACGAUGGCUGCCAUCUCGCUUCCGGACGCAAUGACGAGACGUUUGCCAGAAUUGACACUGGCUGCGGGAUAUGGUCUGGGACCAUUUUCCAGAUCUGUGUCGACCCUUGUCACUCUUUUCGUGACCCUCUCGAUAUUUGGGACACAAAUGAUACACUUCAGCCUGGCAUUGGUCAGUGCCUUAGCCUCAUUGCCGAUGAAUAUGGCCCAAAUGGGAGCCUUCCAGGCAGCGACCCGGUCUGGACUCGAGACGAAAUUGCCUGUCGAUUUUAUCAGUUGUCGAACCUGGACGAGGCCCUUCUCAUACUUGCUAACGACGGACAUGUCCCCAUCACUGUGUCUGACAAAGCAUUGGGCCCUCAUGGGUCAAUGCUAUUUACAGUAGCGUCGCUUUGA
This is a messenger RNA of Rhinocladiella mackenziei CBS 650.93, 567 nucleotides long. RefSeq lists its product as uncharacterized. Bases 1 to 567 code for a protein of 188 amino acids. The transcript has 3 exons. NCBI's taxonomy places the organism in Eukaryota, Fungi, Ascomycota, Eurotiomycetes, Chaetothyriales, Herpotrichiellaceae. The record is from RefSeq and is a predicted model, not a curated record.